Molecule: messenger RNA, 816 nt
Organism: Malus domestica (apple)
Lineage: Eukaryota; Viridiplantae; Streptophyta; Magnoliopsida; Rosales; Rosaceae
Source: RefSeq, a predicted model, not a curated record
AUGGGACCUUUCCCUUCUUCACAUGGCAAUCUUUACAUCUUGGUGGCGGUUGAUUAUGUCUCUAAGUGGGUGGAGGCAAUAACUUCUCCAACAUGCAAAAGUUCUGUGGUGUUAGGUUUCUUGCAGAAUACUAUUUUUCCCCGAUUUGGAGUACCUCGUGCUAUCAUCAGUGACGAAGGUACGCAUUUCUUAAACUGCACCAUGGCUGCCCUUUGUGCCAAGUAUCGUAUUCACCAUCGCAUAGCCACCCCAUACCAUCGACAGACAUUUGGACAAGUUGAAGUAUCUAAUCGGGAGCUCAAGAGGAUUCUUGAGAAAACUGUCAGUUCAUCUCUAAAGGAUUGGAGUUUAAAGCUUACUGAUGCUUUAUGGGCAUAUAGGACAGCUUAUAAGACACCAAUUGAGAUGUCUCCUUCAUUUGGUGCAGCUGGAGAGAAGCGGAAGCUGCAGUUGAAUGAACUAGAAGAAAUAAGGAAUGAUGCUUAUGAGAAUGCAAAGAUUUACAAGGAUAAGACCAAGAAAUUUCAUGAUGCUCACAUCCUUCGUAAAAAGUUUCAAUCGGGUCAGAAGGUUUUGCUUUUUAAUUCAAGACUGAAACUAUUCCCAGGAAAGCUCAAAUCACGUUGGAAUGGUCCAUAUCGUGUUGUACAGGUCCAUCUUCAUGGGGAUAUGGAUAUCCAAAACAUGCAAACUGGUUUUGUCUUCAAAGUUAAUGGACAUCGCUUGAAGUUAUACAAGGAGUCUCCAUAUGAUCAUGCAAACUGGAAGUGUAUUUCAUGGUUGGAACUUAUAUAUGAAAUCGAAUUGAGAAGUUAG